AUGGCCGGAAUUAGAUUGCCACCGGCGCCGGAGGAUUCUGAAAUCUCACAGACGCGAGCUCCGGUCACCACCGAUCUGAUCUCUGACGACGACCGGUCUGUGGCAGCUGACUCUUGGUCCAUAAAGAGCGACUACGGAAGUACUCUCGACGACGAGCAGCGACAUGCUGAUGCCUCCGAAGCUCUCUCCUCUGCCCCUUACCGUGCGGCGUCUGAUUACAGCUCUGACAAGGAGGAGCCUGAUGCUGAAGCCGUUGCAUCAAUGCUGGGUUUCCAGAGUUAUUGGGAUGCCACUUAUGCAGAUGAAUUGGCAAACUUCCGCGAACAUGGCCAUGCUGGUGAGGUUUGGUUUGGAGCUGAUGUUAUGGAAAUUGUUGCUUCCUGGACCAAAAGCUUAUGCAUUGACAUUUCUCAAGGUCACUUGCCGAACCAUGUUGAUGAUGCCAAUUCUAAGCCUGCUGGGUAUUGCGAAAAAGAUCUGUCUAGUUGGAGUGUGCUUGAUGUUGGCACGGGCAAUGGUUUACUUCUUCAAGAGCUUGUCAACCAAGGGUUUGGAGCUGAUGUUAUGGAAAUUGUUGCUUCCUGGACCAAAAGCUUAUGCAUUGACAUUUCUCAAGGUCACUUGCCGAACCAUGUUGAUGAUGCCAAUUCUAAGCCUGCUGGGUAUUGCGAAAAAGAUCUGUCUAGUUGGAGUGUGCUUGAUGUUGGCACGGGCAAUGGUUUACUUCUUCAAGAGCUUGCCAACCAAGGGUAA
Messenger RNA from Ilex paraguariensis (yerba mate), 753 nucleotides. The record is from the annotation of a GenBank genome assembly. Lineage: Eukaryota; Viridiplantae; Streptophyta; Magnoliopsida; Aquifoliales; Aquifoliaceae.